Messenger RNA from Mesocestoides corti, 1836 nucleotides. Lineage: Eukaryota; Metazoa; Platyhelminthes; Cestoda; Cyclophyllidea; Mesocestoididae. The record is from the annotation of a GenBank genome assembly.
AUGUCGACCUUAAAGAAGUUCUUUUCAAAGGAUUCUUGUUCACCCAGUGUUUCGUCAGGCUGUGAAAGCUUCAAUUCUUUAAAACCAGAGCUCCAAGAAAGACUUGCUUGUGGCGUUAAGUAUAAUUUGAAGCUUUUAAUUCGUGGCGAACGCGGAACUGGGAAAAGCGCUCUUUUUUCACGUCUCAAGGGAGAAGACUUUGACGUUGAAUAUGUGCCAACUGAUGAAAUUAGGGUUGCUUGUAUUUUAUGGAAUUAUCAGCCAACGAGUGAAACAGUGAAAGUAGACGUCUGGGAUGUUGUCGACAAAGGCCGACAGAGGGAAGUUACACAUGGUACCAAAGCUUCAGGAUAUAUGUCAAAGUUUAAAAAGAGACCACAGAGUACCAAGGCUGUGGCCUCCCUAGACUCUACCUUCAUCGAUGUCUACCAAGGUGCUAAUGGUGUUAUCUUUAUGUUCAAUAUCACAAACAAGCAGACGUUUGAGUAUGUGCGUCGAGAGCUGCCAAAGGUUCCCCAAUCAGUUCCUGUUUUGGUUGUGGGAAAUUUCCGAGACACCGUCGCACUUUCCGACGAGGAGCGUGAGGUUUCGGAGAUAGAAGCACGUUCCUUCACUCAGAGUAUGGUCAGGGCGCGUCAAACCUCCGCCAAUAGCUCCUCUUUGUCUGACGACAAUUUCCGCGACCUCCGAAGACAGUACUUGUGUUCUAUUUUAUUGUUUAAAAGAUGCGCGCCCAUUCGCUACUGCGAAGCCUCAAUGCAGAACGGCUUUGGGUUGAUGUACAUUCACCGUUUCCUAAACAUUCCCUUCCUUCACCUGCAAUGUGCAAAUCUCCUGCAGGCUUUUACGGUCAAUCGACAAGCCUUCUCGGCCGUCAGUCAGCAACUGGACCUAGCAGAGGAGAACCGGGAAGUUAUAUGCUCCUAUGACAAGUGCGUUUUCUGCCAACUUACCUUAUUGCUUUCUUCCCUACCUCCUAUAUUCACCUCAGAGUUUACGCGGUGGCUGGAAACUACCAAGGCGACGGCUACCCUGCCAAAUUCUAGAAGUGGAGUUAAUGGCUCCAGUCGAGCCGCUACACGCACACAGGCGACUCCCCCACUCCCACAAGCCAAUAACCAACACGAGCGCUAUCGACUGCAAAGGCAGCCUGAAUGUCGAAAGCAAGAUGAAUCAGGGAAUCAGUCUCUUCCACAAACAGUGCCAACUGAAGCCGAGGAGGCGGCCUUGCAUGAGUUUCUUCAAUGCUCGCCUCAAAAACACAACCGUUCUACGCCCGCAACGCUCCCGAAAAGUGAUUUGGCCGUGAACCUCGACCCACUUGACCGGCCGUCCGAUCCAGUGGCGUUGGUGGCAGACUUCGAAGAGGACAUAGACCCCGCGGAUGCAGUGCUCUUUGGCGGCGCGAAUGGUAGGCCCAGUACGUGCGACGACGUUGGUGGUGUUACUGCCAGACUGGGCCAACUCGCCGACUCAGCUGAUGACGACCUCAACGAUGAAGAUGAUGAUGACUUAAUGAACGAGGAUGACGAUGAUGAUGAGGAACAUCUAGGACCGGCGUUGGGUCUCGUCUCAACUACACUCACUGACGGUGUCGAAGCUAAGAGGACUUUCACGAAGGAAAGCCGCCACCGACAAUUUGGUCAUGAAGUGGGGUCUCGAUUAUCUUCCACCACGGCCUCGUGUUCAAGUUCGUCGUCGCCGUCGCUGCCUGGGCCCGUUGGUCAGCAGAGCGCUUCCUUGUCCGCGACUCAAACUCUUGCUCUCGAUCCGGCCACUGACCUCGGCACACUGGAGGAACGCAACGCCUUCGAACGCUUCCUCGAUGAUACCUGA